GCCGGCGCAGAUCCGCAGUGCAGAGGUCCAGAGUGGCUGCGGGGGCGGGCCUCCCCUUCCCGCACUUGGUACGCGCCAGCGGCGAGGCCAUGCCCAGCCCCGACUGUACAAUAGGGUUGGGCCGCGGCUGGGACUGGGCCGGCGCCGGACACAGCGCAGGAUCGCGGCCGGAGAGGACAGGCGUUGAGCGACUCGCGACUCCGAGCCUCACAGGCCCUCAGCCGUGACAGACUCGACGUUCCCCAAGCGCUUGUCUCCGAGCCGUUACCCGCCGGGCUGGGCCGAGCGUGAUGCGCCGUGGGACCCCAGUCCUGGCCGCCGGCCGCCGCCGCCGAUGCCGCUGAGACCCGGGACCCCUUAGUGACGCUGCAGCCAUGGAGAGUGGUCCGCGUGCGGAGCCGGGCCCCGGCGCACCCCCAGGUGUGGCAGCCAGGAUCCCACAAGAGCCAAGACCUUCUCCAGAAGGUGACCCCUUCCCGCCACCGCCACCACCACCGAUGUCAUCCCUCAUCCCAGAUACUCCCCCAGACACCCCUCCUGCCAUGAAGAAUCCUGCUAGCCCUAAGCAGCUCCCUUUGGAUCCAGAGAGUCCCCCGGGGCAGGUUGGACAUGGGCCAGUCCCCCUGCAAGAGGAGUCUCUUGCCUCUGAAGUGAAGAGCAGGGCACCCACUCCACCAGCUGCAGGCCCACGGGACACCAGGCCUCCACGAAGGAGCAGCCAACCAUCUCCGACAGCAGUGCCAACCUCUGACAGUACCCCCACCAAGCAAGAUGCUAAGAAGACGGGAGAGAGACACAAACUGGCAAAGGAGCGGCGGGAAGAGAGGGCCAAGUACCUGGCGGCCAAGAAGGCAGUAUGGCUGGAAAAGGAAGAGAAGGCGAAGGCACUGCGCGAGAAGCAGCUUCAGGAGCGCAGGAGGCGGCUGGAGGAGCAGCGGCUUAAAGCCGAGCAGCGCCGAGCCGCCCUGGAGGAGCGGCAGCGGCAGAAGCUGGAGAAGAACAAGGAGCGCUAUGAAGCAGCCAUCCAGCGGUCUGUGAAGAAGACGUGGGCUGAAAUCCGGCAGCAGCGCUGGUCCUGGGCGGGGGCUCUGCACCAUAGCUCACCAGGACAUAAAACCAGUGGGAGCAGGUGCUCCGUGUCGGCAGUAAACCUGCCCAAACACGUGGACUCUAUAAUCAACAAGCGGCUCUCAAAGUCCUCUGCCACGCUCUGGAACUCCCCCAGUAGAAAUCGGAGCCUGCAGCUGAGCGCAUGGGAGAGCAGCAUUGUGGACCGUCUAAUGACGCCCACCCUCUCCUUCUUGGCACGGAGUCGCAGCGCGGUUACACUGCCCCGCAAUGGCCGCGACCAGGGUAGGGGCAGCGGCCCUGGGAGACCCCCCGCAAGGGGCGGGGCAAGGGCCGGCCUUGCACCGGGGCCGCACCCCGACCGCACUCAUCCCUCCGCAGCCGUGCCUGUGUGCCCGCGCUCGGCCUCCGCCAGCCCCUUGACUCCGUGCAGCGUCCCCCGGAGCGGGCACCGCUGCGCCCCCGCAGGGGAGCGCGGGGAGCGCCGCAAGCCCAGCGCUGUGGGCAGUCCUGCCCCGGCGCGCCGGCGGUCCGAGGCCUCGCCGAUGCAGAAAAAGGAGAAGAAGGACAAGGAGCGAGAAAACGAGAAGGAGAAGAGCGCCCUGGCCCGGGAGCGCAGCCUCAAGAAGCGCCAAUCACUGCCGGCCUCGCCUCGCUCACGCCUUUCGGGCACCGCCUCCGAACUCAGUCCCAAAUCCAAGGCCCGGCCAUCCUCUCCCUCCACCACCUGGCACAGGCCUGCCUCUCCCUGUCCCAGCUCCAGCCCAGGUCCAGGACAUGCUCUGCCCCCAAAGCCCCCAUCCCCACGAGGCACCACAGCAUCCCCCAAGGGGCGUAUUAGGAGGAAGGACGAGUCAAAGGAGAGCCCCAGUGCAACUGGGCCUGAGGACAAGAACAAGGGCAAGGGAGGUGACGAGAAGGAGCCAGUAGCCCCAGCUUCACCAGCACCAUCACCUGUGCCCUCACCAGUCCCAGCUCCAGUCCAGAAGGAGCAGACUACAGCAGAGACCCCUGCAGGUACUGCUGUCCUGAUCUCACCCCCAGCCCCUGCUCCCCCGGUGACCCCUAGCAAACCCAUGGCUGGAACCACAGACCGAGAAGAGGCCACUCGGCUCCUGGCUGAGAAGCGGCGCCAGGCCCGGGAGCAGCGGGAACGAGAGGAGCAGGAGCGGAGGCUGCAGGCAGAACGGGACAAGCGAAUGAGAGAGGAGCAGCUGGCGCGGGAGGCUGAGGCCCGCGCUGAGCGGGAGGCGGAGGCCAGGCGGCGGGAGGAGCAGGAGGCCCGCGAGAAGGCUCAAGCCGAGCAAGAGGAGCAGGAACGGCUGCAGAAGCAGAAAGAGGAGGCUGAAGCUCGGUCCCGGGAAGAAGCGGAGCGGCAGCGACUGGAACGGGAAAAGCACUUCCAGCGGGAGGAGCAGGAGCGGCAAGAACGCAGAAAGCGCCUGGAAGAGAUCAUGAAGAGGACCCGGAAGUCUGAAGCUGCAGAAACCAAGCAGAAGCAGGAGGAAAAGGAGACAAAUGCCAACAAUUCCAGCCCAGAGCCUAUGAAAGCUGUGGAGGCUCGACCCUCGGUGCUGCAGAAGGAGGCUGUGCAGAAAGAGGAGCUGGGGCCCCCGGAGAUGCAAUGGAGCUUGCCAAACAAGGAGUCAUCAGGGUCCCUGGUGAAUGGCCUUCAGCCUCUCCCAUCACACCAGGAGAAUGGCUUCUCCCCCAAAGGGCCCUCAGGGGACAAGAGUCUGGGCCGAACACCAGAGGCACUGCUGCCCUUUGCAGAGGCAGAAGCUUUCCUCAAGAAAGCCGUGGUUCAGCCCCCACAGAUCACAGAAGUCCUUUAGGGGUCGCACUGGACCUGGAGCAGCUCUGAGGGCUCCUCUUCGUCAUCCCCCAGGAUGUUCAGAGGAGAAGGAAGCGGAACAAAGCCGGAAAUGGCCUGGACCCCUGGGGGUGGGUCCUCUAUUUUUAAUCUGCACCUUAUAGACUGAAGUCUCUUUGGCCAGAGCCUGACCCCGCCCCCCAGUGCACAUGUGUGCUCACACGCACGGACACCCCCUCCCCCCAUAAACACACAUACACUCACAGCCUCUCUGGUCUCCUCCCUUGGGGAAGGCCUCUUGUAGUAUUUUGCCUUGGUUUGGUGGGGUACAGUGGAUGUGAAUACUGUAAAUAGCUUGUGCUCAGACUCCUCUGCAUUGAGGGGCAGUGCAGGAGGCAGACCCUCCCUAUGGCUCCCUGGGGAGAUCUUCCUAUUUAUCUGUAACCAAGAAGGAACCCAGGUCUGGAGAUGGGGGAUACCUUGGGCUACAGGAUACUGGUUGCUUUAGGGGUACCCAUGCCUCCUGCUCUCGCCUGGAAUCAGUGUUAUUGCAUCUGAUCAAACUUCUCCAGAAAUAAAGUGAGAGUAAUUCUGCCA
Elephantulus edwardii (Cape elephant shrew) is the source of this 3478-nucleotide messenger RNA. RefSeq names its product MAP7 domain containing 1 (gene MAP7D1). The transcript is spliced from 17 exons. The coding region runs from base 375 to 2903 and encodes 842 amino acids. Gene Ontology annotation, cellular component: microtubule cytoskeleton. Gene Ontology annotation, biological process: microtubule cytoskeleton organization. The record is from RefSeq and is a predicted model, not a curated record. Lineage: Eukaryota; Metazoa; Chordata; Mammalia; Macroscelidea; Macroscelididae.